Molecule: messenger RNA, 2079 nt
Organism: Phytophthora sojae
Lineage: Eukaryota; Oomycota; Peronosporomycetes; Peronosporales; Peronosporaceae
Exons: 2
Coding region: 1-2079 (692 amino acids)
Source: RefSeq, a predicted model, not a curated record
AUGGCGUACGGCCUACAAUGGUACCUCAAGACGGCGCUGCACACGCAGACGGACUGGGACGACCACAAGCUGCAGCUUCCCUACGUGCUGCCGAAGGUUGAUAAGCGCGUGCGCCACAAACGCAGCGCCAAGUUCUCGUACUACCAGAACGUGUGCACGGUCAGCUACUCGUCGUGGGCGUGGGGGUGGCAGAAGUGGGAGAAGCACAUCGACUGGAUGGCUCUCAACGGGAUCAAUAUGCCGCUGGCGUUCACCGGACAGGAGAAGGUUUGGCAGAACACCUUCAAGAAGCACUACAACGUGAGCUCUGCUGGCCUGAACAAGUUCUUCGCCGGCGCAGCCUUCUUGGCGUGGGGACGCAUGGGCAAUCUUCGCGGUAGCUGGGUGGAAGGGCCGCUUCCACAAGCCUUCAUCGACGGGCAGUACGAGCUACAGCUGAAAAUUCUCGAGCGCAUGCGGGGAUUUGGUAUGGUUCCUGCAUUGCCGGCGUUCGCAGGCCACGUACCCGAAGAGCUCAAGACUUUAUACCCGAACGCAAAAUUCACACGCUCGCCUAACUGGGGAGGCUUCUCGGACGAGUUUUGCUGCGUGUACAUGCUGGAUCCACAGGACCCACUCUACUAUGAAAUCGGUAAGACGUUUCUGGAGGAGCAGCGUGCGCUUUAUGACUACACGUCGUCGCUGUAUCAGUGCGAUACAUACAACGAAAUGGACCCCGACUUCACCGACCCGGCCAAGCUUCAGGCAGCCUCGCGUGCCGUUAUCGACAGCAUGACAGCAGCAGACCCGAACGCGGUAUGGCUUAUUCAAGGCUGGCUUUUUGUGAACAGCCCCAACUAUUGGACGAAGGAGCGCGUGCAAACCUAUCUGGACGGCGUCCCGAACGAUAAAAUGAUCAUCCUCGACCUCUACAGCGAGGUUCGGCCUGUGUGGAACAAAAUGGACAACUAUUUUGGCAAGAGCUGGAUCUAUUGCGUGCUUCACAACUUUGGCGGGAACACCGGAAUGCGCGGGGACUUGCCGACGCUCGGCACGGCACCUGUACUAGCGAAUCGCGCCAGCAGUGGGACUAUGAUCGGCAUGGGGCUGACAAUGGAAGGUAUUUUCCAGAACUACGUGGUCUACGACCUCACGCUGCAGAUGGCCUGGGUGGAUGCCCCGCUCGAUAUGGACGAGUGGGUUCCGAGCUUUGCUGCGCAGCGUUAUCACUCGCAAGACGCGCACACGGAACGAGCGUGGGGCUUUCUGUUGCAAUCGGUGUACAACCGCACGCUGGGAUACGGAGGUGUCACCAAGAGCUUGGUCUGUUUGAUUCCGCACUGGAAGCUCGUUCGGGAUGGCUUCAUGCCAACACUGAUCACAUACGACCCCAUGGAUAUCACGCGUGCUUGGAAGGAACUUCUGCUUGCCGGCUCGGAGUUACACGCGGUGGACACGUACCGUCAUGACCUAGUCGACGUCACGCGACAGUUUCUGAGUGAUCAUUUCAUGGCCCAGUAUCUCCACUUGGAGGACAUGUACGCAGGGAAGGAGACUCCAGCGGAUCAGUUGUGUGCUUGGACGGAUCGCAUGCUAGUGACGAUCGAGUGGUUAGACGAGAUCCUCGCGACGAAUGAUGACUUCCUGCUCGGCAACUGGGUCGCUGAUGCACGCGCUCUAGCCGACGAAGUUGGGGCUGCUGAAGUGACCAGCCUCCAAGACUACUACGAGUACGAGGCUCGCAACCAGGUGACGCGAUGGGGGGACAACAACUCGGAGUCCAUCCACGACUACGCGGGCAAGGAGUGGGCCGGCCUCGUAAGCGGCUACUACCUGCCUCGCUGGCGCAUGUGGUUGACCGAAGUCUGCCAGUCGUAUACGCAAAAGCGCGACGUCAACGAAGCCGCGCUGAAGAAGGCGCGCGUCGAUUUCGAGCUAAAUUGGCAGCUCAGCCACGAGCGUUACCCGACCACCACAACGGGCGACACGCUCGCCGUCUCCAAGCGCAUUUACGAGGAGUUCGCUGGGGUGAGCAGCUUCCAGGCUCCAUGGUCCUGGAGGAUGACGGGAUACCUCGCGGGCAAUCAGGUUGUAGCGUAG